UUCAUGUUUAAGCUAGGCAACUGAUCAGUUAUCUCUGUACCAACUUGAAUAUAAAAGCAGAAGACCGAUGGAUCUUUUUCAUUAAGAAGUUGAACGUAUAACAAGAAGCAACUACCCAACUCGAUAUUCAUUGAGAAGAAUAACUGAAUAGAAUAGCAAGAAGAGAUGAAGCGUUCAAUAUUUAUUCUGCUGGUGUUAAUCGCGAUCGACGCAUCUUCAAGUGAAGUGCUAUUACCUCCACGUCUGGUAAAGCAACCACCGAAGGAUGAAUUACUUUUUCAAGUAGCCCGGCCUGAUGAAGAUCAUAAGCCAUUUGUUAUUGAAUGUGAAGCCGAAGGAUACCCUGCUCCUGCAUACAAAUGGACUAAAAACGGAAAACUUUUCAAAUCAUCUCCAUCUGGCAGUGGUAAUCUAGAAAUUUCUACACCGCAAGAUGAUGAUGAGGGACAGUACCAGUGUUACGCAGUAAAUGAGGCUGGAAUAGCGACGUCCAACUCAGUAUUCGUAAGGAAAGCAGAGUUGAAUGAGUUUCAGGAGACUGAAAUAAAAACAGUGACUGUUAACGAGGGUGAUUCAUUUUAUCUGACUUGUACUGCACCUGAGGGUUGGCCGAAGCCAAUUAUUUAUUGGAUACUUCAAGACUACCGGGGUAACAUUAAGAAUAUUAAUAAUUCCCGCGUAACCAUCGAUCCAGAAGGAACUUUGUGGUUUAGUAACGUUACCCAAGAAGACCUAUCCAAAGACUUUUACUACAGAUGUAUGACUAUGCUUCCAUUUAAUAGUGAAUUCAAGCUUGGCACCAAAAUUUUGUUGAACGUUGUACCUACGGAAUCUUCAGACAGCCAAAAAAAGCGUGAGCCAGUAAUACAGUAUGUAACCAAUCAAAAUAAAGUUGCUUACCGUGGGAAGACAGCUGAAUUAUUCUGCAUAUUCAGUGGUACACCUCUGCCAGAAGUUACAUGGAGCAAAGAUGGUGAAGCUAUAAAAACCUCAGACCGUGUAAGUUAUCGUAACUAUGGGAAGUCAUUGAGAAUGAAAAAUAUUGAUUUUAACGACGAAGGUGUCUAUACUUGUGAAGCAUCAAAUGGUGUUGGGCGUAUCGCUUCUUAUUCAAUUAAUUUAAAAAUUAUGUCAGAACCUUUUUUUACUGUUGAACCGGAAAUAGUAAACGCUGAAGAAGGUGAAGACGUGAAGAUUCAUUGCGAAGCUCAUGGUGAACCCAAGCCAGAUAUUAAAUGGACUUACAAUAGUAAUCCUAUUUUAGAAGCACCCUACAAUCCAAGACUUGAAAUUACUAAAAAUUCAAUUCUUAUAAGAGAUGUAAAUAUUUACGACAUUGCUAAUUACGGAUGCAAUGCGACUAAUACCAUUGGAUAUAUUUACAAAGAUGUAUAUAUCAACGUAUCGGCAGCAAAAGAUGAAACAUCUCAACCACCUAUAGAGUAUACUAGUGUCGAGACAGGAAAAAAUUAAAGACAUUACAUUAAUGUGUCGAGUAUAAUGUAUUCUUAUACAUAUCAAGUGGACCCAAUAAUUGAUAAGAUAUGUAAAAUAUUAUUAUGACUGCAAAAUGUUAGAUUUAUAAAAAAACUACUUUUAUAAUUACAUUAUAGAUUUUAAGGUUCAUGAAAUAAUGUGUAACAAUUUUUUUAUUUUAAAAAUGAAUAGAUUUUGAUA
This is a messenger RNA of Cotesia glomerata, 1677 nucleotides long. Its product is annotated as neuroglian-like. The coding region runs from base 166 to 1473 and encodes 435 amino acids. The record is from RefSeq and is a predicted model, not a curated record. Gene Ontology annotation, biological process: cell adhesion; axon guidance. Gene Ontology annotation, cellular component: plasma membrane. Gene Ontology annotation, molecular function: protein binding. The transcript has 4 exons. Lineage: Eukaryota; Metazoa; Arthropoda; Insecta; Hymenoptera; Braconidae.